GUUGAGGUGUGAGGAGGAGGAGACAGUGACAGGUUCUGUGGUUCAUGAGAGACGUUUAACGCCAUCAGAGGACAAACUCACAGCUGAAGACGCUGCUGUGACACAGCCACUGGAUGCUAGUGUCCUUUUCAUGAGUCAGCACAUUUAAAUGCCACCGCGUUUGACUGUGAGACGACAGGUGUCCUCGCUGACAGCUGACAUGACGCUGCAGAGGAAGAAGAAGAAGACGUGGGGGCGUGGCCUGCUGCUCUGCUGCCUCCUGCUGUGGGUGAGCGGAGGCGGAGUUUCAGGCGUGAACCUGCGGCGCUUCGUCGGCUGCGCCGUCAGAGAGUUCACUUUCCUCGCCAAGAAACCAGGCUGCAAGGCCAUGCACGUCACCACUGACGCCUGCUGGGGGCGCUGCGAGACCUGGGAGAAGCCUGUGGUUGAUCGUCCGUACGUACAGUCUCAUCAGACUGUUUGUACCUAUAAUGAAAGUAAACUGAUCACAGUCAAACUUCAGUGUCAGUCUGACGUCGACCCGUCCUACACUUACCCUGAAGCUCUGACGUGUCACUGCGGUGUGUGUGUGACCAGGACCACCGAGUGUCUGACCUUUGUCUGACCUUUGUCUGACCUUUGUCUGACCUCCACACACACACAC
This is a messenger RNA of Solea senegalensis (Senegalese sole), 643 nucleotides long. It is a transcript of the gene gphb5, whose product is annotated as glycoprotein hormone subunit beta 5. Gene Ontology annotation, cellular component: extracellular region; cytoplasm. NCBI's taxonomy places the organism in Eukaryota, Metazoa, Chordata, Actinopteri, Pleuronectiformes, Soleidae. Bases 149 to 604 code for a protein of 151 amino acids. Gene Ontology annotation, biological process: regulation of thyroid hormone receptor signaling pathway; G protein-coupled receptor signaling pathway. Gene Ontology annotation, molecular function: hormone activity. The record is from RefSeq and is a predicted model, not a curated record. The transcript is spliced from 3 exons.